Messenger RNA from Xyrauchen texanus (razorback sucker), 2980 nucleotides. It is a transcript of the gene sdad1, whose product is annotated as SDA1 domain containing 1. Gene Ontology annotation, biological process: ribosomal large subunit biogenesis; ribosomal large subunit export from nucleus. The record is from RefSeq and is a predicted model, not a curated record. Gene Ontology annotation, cellular component: nucleolus. The transcript has 22 exons. Bases 91 to 2142 code for a protein of 683 amino acids. Lineage: Eukaryota; Metazoa; Chordata; Actinopteri; Cypriniformes; Catostomidae.
AUGGCGACUUCCUUGUGAGCCACGUUUGUGCUGUAGUAGUCUGAAUAAACUUUCUUUUCUGACGCUCAGGCGUUUACAAAACUAUUCAUCAUGUCAGGUCGACACAAUAACAAAUUACCGACAAAUCUCCCACAGCUGCAAAAUCUUAUCAAGAGGGAUCCGAAGUCUUACACGGAGGAGUUUUUGCAACAGUAUCGUCAUUAUCAGUCCAAUGUCGAGAUCUUUAAACAUCAGCCGGACAAACCCAACAAAGACCUGGCUGAUCUGAUUAUGUUUCUGGCUCAGGUUGGACACUGUUACUUAGAAGAGCUGUCAAAGUUCCCCCAAGAGCUGACUGAUCUUCUCAUUAACUACCAUACAGUUCUAGAAUCAGAUCUCAGAAUGACAUUUUGCAAAUCCCUUAUCCUCUUGAGAAACAAGGAUCUGAUCAGUCCCACGAGUCUUCUGGAGCUGUUCUUUGAGCUACUGCGCUGUCAUGAUAAACUUUUACGAAAGACUUUAUACAUGCAUAUUGUGACUGACAUCAAAAAUAUCAAUGCCAAGCACAAAAACAACAAAUUGAACACAACGUUACAGAACUUUAUGUACACUAUGCUGAGGGAUUCGAACCCCAUUGCUGCAAAGAUUUCUCUGGAUGUGAUGGUUGAUCUGUACAGAAGAAACAUUUGGAAUGACUCUAAAACUGUGAACGUCAUCACCACAGCGUGUUUCUCCAAAGUCACAAAGAUCCUUGUAGCCGGAUUAAAGUUCUUUCUGGGAAAAGAUGAAGAUGAAAAGAAAGACAGUGAUUCAGAAUCAGAGGAUGACGGGCCGUCAGCCAGAGAUCUCAUGAUCCGAUAUUCCACAGGAAAGAAAACGACAAAAAACAAGAAGAAAAUGGAAAAAGCCAUGAAAGUCCUUAAGAAACACAAAAAGAAGAAAAAGGUUGAGGUUUUUAAUUUCUCUGCCAUCCAUUUGAUACACGAUCCACAAGAUUUUGCAGAGAAACUCUUAAAGCAGUUGGAGAGUUCAAAUGAGCGUUUUGAGGUGAAGAUCAUGUUAAUGGAGCUUAUCUCUAGACUCGUGGGAAUUCAUGAGCUCUUCCUCUUUAAUUUCUAUCCAUUUGUUCAGCGAUUCCUUCAGCCUCACCAAAGAGAGGUGACCAAAAUUCUCCUAUGUGCCGCCCAGGCCGCUCAUCAGUUAGUCCCUCCUGAGAUCAUUGAGUCGGUCAUCAUGACCAUCGCUAAUAACUUUGUAACGGACAGAAAUUCAGGGGAGGUCAUGACAGUUGGAAUCAACGCUAUAAAAGAAGUUGUCGCCCGCUGUCCACUUUCUAUGUCAGAAGACCUGCUUCAGGAUCUCACACAGUACAAAUCCCACAAAGACAAAAAUGUUGUGAUGUCAUCCAAAGGUCUUAUCCAACUCUUCAGAGAUCUAAAUCCACAGAUGCUACACAGAAAAGACAGGGGGAGGCCCACAGAAUCAUCCAAAGAGGCCAAGAUCCAGAGUUAUGGAGAACUGGAGGCCAAAGACUACAUCCCUGGAGCUGAGGUGCUGGAGGUAGAGGAGAAUGCAGAAGAGGAAGAUGAAGACGGCUGGGAGAGUGCAAGCAUGAGCGGGGAUGAUGAAGAUGGAGAAUGGGUGAAUGUGCAUCACUCCUCUGACGAAGAUCAGACAGAAGUUGCUGAGAAAUUGCAGAGUAUUCCAGAGGAUGAGCGUAAAGCUAAAGCUGCCGUGGUCAGCAACAGCCGACUCCUCACGCAGGAGGACUUCAAAAAGAUCCGCAUCGCUCAGAUGGCCAAAGAGGUCAACGCGGCACCCGGCAAAGGUCAAAAGAGGAAGAACUUGGAGAGUGAUGAAGAGGAGGAGAAAGGGGAAAUACUUAGUCUGAGAGACAUCGAACAUCUUCACAAGAAACCAAAAUCUGACAAAGAAACACGACUGGCAACAGCCAUGGCUGGUCGGACUGAUAAAAAAGACUUCAUAAAGAAGAGAAGUAAGCUAAACCCUUACGCCAGUACAAGUAACAAGGAGAAAAAACGAAAGAAAAACUUUAUGAUGAUGAGACACAGCCAGAAUGUGAGGACCAAAGGCAAACGCUCCUUCAGAGAGAAACAGAUCGCACUAAGAGAUUCACUCUUGAAGAAGAGAAAAUACAAGUAAUUCCUGCCUGUAACCGACUGGAGCUGUUUUGAUGGUUAAUUUCAAACACAAACUGUUUAGACUAUUCUAUGUACAGGAAGAGAAUGUACUGACUUCUUGACUGUACUGAGUUUCAUUUUUCAUGUUUAAUAAAUAGUUUAAACAGUCAAACCUUUGUUGGAACAGCUGGUAUAGGUAGUUUACAAUAUUCUUCUUUCUUAAAUUUUUUAUUUUUUUUUAAUUUAUUUUAAUUAUACAAAAAUAACCAUGGAAUUUUAUUUUUUUAUCUUGUAUGCUAAAAUGUAUUCCAGGUGCAAGGAAUAUAUUAUAAUACCUUUUACCUGAUUGUUACACCACUAUCAGGUAAUAGUAGGUAAUAGUUUUCAUUUAUUUAUUUAGUAGAAAAUGCUAAAACAAUUAAACGCGUGUGAAACCAAAAUGGAAACUAAGAUUAAGAUACUAUGAAACAUGACAUCUAUUUUAAACUAGAUUUUUAAAAGAUUUCCUUAUGACCUUGUUCAAUAACAUUUGUCAGUGACCCAUUUGUUCUGAAAAUAACAUGUUUUGAGUUAUGACUAGACAAAGCUUUGACAGACGAUUUAUUUAUAUUUGCAUCUCGUGGACAACGUGUGUUCAUAAAUCUUAGCCUGUUGACAGCUGUGUAGUCAAUCUACAAAACAUUGAAAGAGAUUGGCGUACAUCUGUGAAGUUUGAGCAUUCAUACUGCAGGAGAAAAACUACAUUUUCACUGUUCUUUUGAGUUUUUAUAAAAUUAUAAGAGUCUAAGAAUAUCUUUAAUAUCUCCCUUUACAAUCUUGCCUUAUUUCACUGGCUAUUCAGUGCCAAUACCUGUUUCUCC